Molecule: messenger RNA, 465 nt
Organism: Lichtheimia ornata
Lineage: Eukaryota; Fungi; Mucoromycota; Mucoromycetes; Mucorales; Lichtheimiaceae
Exons: 1
Coding region: 1-465 (154 amino acids)
Source: RefSeq, a predicted model, not a curated record
AUGAAGUUCCUUAGUCCUUUGUUGGGUCUUGCAACUGCCGCCACCUUGUUCCUUGGAAGUAGCCCCGUGUUCGCCGUCCCUGUGGAAUCAAGCGAAAUCUCUAAUGGAAAUGUUCAAGAUACCACGGCCUUCAACAAGCUCGUUCGUAGGGAAGAAGACAUUUGCUGUGACAUUGAUAGCAACAUGGAAUGCCAUGGCAACUUGUGCGUUGACCAAAAGGUGACCUUUAAAGCCAACUGUCAAGAUGGAUCCGGAAGAGUAGAGAAGAUCACUGGCCACUAUGAUGAAACCUAUGGAGGUUGUAUUGCAGGAUGCGACACCUACUACAUGUCCGCUGAAGGCAACAUGGGAUUGCAGAUGGUGAAAGGCGACAUGAAGUUCUCUGUUAAAAACGUUCGACGAGAAUGUCACUUGAACAACAGCAGGGAUAUGAUUGGAAUGCAAAGCGUUUGCUGCAACUAUUGA